AUGCGGCUGCUGCUGGGGGCAGCGCUCCUGUGCCUCGGCCUGCGCCCGGGCCACGGCUCCGAGGAGGCAGCGCCCGACAGCCCCGGGCACCGGGACCCGCAGGCGGCGGCAUCCUAUUCCGACUGGGGCAUCGACGCCAUCCGCGAUGGCUUCGAAGCGGUCAACAGCUACUUCGACUCCUUCCUGGAACUGCUCGGGGGGAAAAACGGAGUCUGUCAGUACCGCUGCCGAUACGGGAAGGCUCCCAUGCCACGGCCUCACUACAAACCCCAGGAACCCAACGGCUGUAGCUCCCAUUUUCUGGGGCUCAAGGUACCUGAAAGUCUAGACUUGGGCAUCCCUGCCAUGACCAAGUGCUGUAACCAGCUGGAUGUUUGCUAUGACACCUGUGGGGCCAACAAGUACCGCUGCGACGCCAAGUUCCGCUGGUGCCUGCACUCCAUCUGCUCCGACCUCAAACGCAGCCUGGGCUUCGUCUCCAAGGUGCAAGCCUGUGAAUCCAUGGCAGACACGGUGUUCAACGCAGUCUGGACCCUGGGCUGCCGGCCCUUCAUGAACAGCCAGAGGAGCGCCUGCAUUUGCAGCGAGGAGGAGCGCGAUGAGCUGUGA
Melozone crissalis (California towhee) is the source of this 609-nucleotide messenger RNA. It is a transcript of the gene PLA2G12B, whose product is annotated as phospholipase A2 group XIIB. The coding region runs from base 1 to 609 and encodes 202 amino acids. The record is from RefSeq and is a predicted model, not a curated record. Gene Ontology annotation, cellular component: extracellular region. Gene Ontology annotation, biological process: lipid catabolic process; triglyceride homeostasis; cholesterol homeostasis. The transcript is spliced from 4 exons. Gene Ontology annotation, molecular function: A2-type glycerophospholipase activity; calcium ion binding. Lineage: Eukaryota; Metazoa; Chordata; Aves; Passeriformes; Passerellidae.